AUGGCUGGCUGGGGGGCCUUCUGCAUUUCUCUCCUCAACUACAAGACAGAGAAAUAUGUCAUCGCAGAAAACAAGAGGAUCGGAAUACUAUUCCGACUCUAUCAGCUGGCCGUGCUGGGAUACAUAAUCGGGUGGGUGUUUGUGGUGAAGAAAGGGUACCAGGAGAAAGAGGAGGCCAUACAGACAUCAGUCAUCACCAAACUGAAAGGAGUGACGCUGACCAACAGUACCGACACGGGGCCUUACCUGUGGAGCGCCGAGGACUACGUUAUACCUCCAAAUGGUGAGCAGGUGUUCUUCAUAGUGACAAAUUACAUCGAGACCCCCAAUCAGAGGCUGGGGUUCUGUGCCGAGAGCUUCAAGGUGCCAAAUGGACGAUGCCAGAGUGAUGAUGACUGCAUGGAGGGGGAGAGUGUAGCUGCGGGUCACGGAAUCAAAACGGGCUUGUGUUUAAACAGCACCGGGACCUGUGAGAUCCACGCCUGGUGUCCCGUUGAAAACAGCAAGAGACCCACAGAGCCCCUACUGAGCGAAGCGGAGAACUUCACCAUCUACAUCAAGAACUUCAUCCGCUUCCCAAAGUUUGAGUUCUCAAAGUCCAAUGUUCUUGAAACGUCUGAUGAGGGAUACCUGAAAAGAUGCACCUAUGACAGCCAGGAGCAUCCGUACUGCCCCAUCUUCCACCUCCGAGAUCUGGUCAGCAGGACCGGACACGACUUCCAGGACAUGGCUGCCAAGGGCGGCUCUGUGGGAAUCCUCAUCGAGUGGAACUGCGAUCUGGAUAAAGACUCGUCUCAGUGUAACCCGCACUACAGCUUCACCCGUUUGGACAUGAACUUGAACAACUCCAUCACAUCAGGGUACAACUUCAGGUAUGCCAGAUACUAUAAGGAUCAAAAUGGGGAAACUUACCGCACCUUGUAUAAAGUCUAUGGGAUUCGCUUUGAUAUAAUGAUCAAUGGUCAGGCUGGGAAAUUCAAUAUUGUUCCAACAAUAAUCGCCAUCGGCUCUGGUGUUGCUCUUCUGGGUAUAGGAGCCUUUGCCUGCGACAUGAUUCUCCUGUACAUGAUGAACACCAGCUCCUUCUACCGAGAGAGGAAGUUUGAAAUCAUCAACUUUAAGAAAGAUCGGACCAAACACAAGGAUGGGAAGGCAGGACACCGAGAGCGGAGAUCCAGGAAACCGGCUGCAGAGAAGAACAACUCUGUGAAAAACACGGACGAGACCCAGCUCGCCGUGGAGUCGUCUGCUGCGGAAGAGGGCCAGCUGUCGGUGGAGAAAAGGGGCCCCACCAUUCCACGCAACACGGGACAGCGAUACUCUGCCCUCAUCUCCCAGCCGGGCGCAGAGACGAAGCCGCACAUCACCUUCUCCUCUCACAAUUAGGCUGACGGGCAGAUGGAGACCAAUCUACCUGCGGUGGCCUCGGGAUGGGGAGGUGGGGUGAGGGGGGGCACCUGACGGCGGACCGCUCCUCCUCUGCUCACAGCACUGCUGGCGUGGCCACCAGCAUGAGUGACACACGCCCGGGAUGGAGAUGAGCUGGUCCGGGGACAGUGCAGCAGGGACAGGAGUCUGCUGCCUCAUGGGUCACAGCGGGGAUGUUUGUGGUCCUUUUACAGUACGAAUGGUUUCAGUCCGCAGCAGAACGGCAAAGGAAAUAUUCCAUCAACCAAAACUGGAUGUUGCCUUCUAAACACAAAACAUUUUAUGCAAACCUUUGUUGUAUGUAGACUAUUAUCUAAUUCUCACAGAUUUAUUGAUCAAAUACUUUCCAAACCUAAUUCAAAAGAAGUUGGGAU
Salarias fasciatus (jewelled blenny) is the source of this 1802-nucleotide messenger RNA. RefSeq names its product purinergic receptor P2X, ligand-gated ion channel, 5 (gene p2rx5). Gene Ontology annotation, cellular component: plasma membrane. Bases 1 to 1386 code for a protein of 461 amino acids. Gene Ontology annotation, molecular function: extracellularly ATP-gated monoatomic cation channel activity; purinergic nucleotide receptor activity. Lineage: Eukaryota; Metazoa; Chordata; Actinopteri; Blenniiformes; Blenniidae. The record is from RefSeq and is a predicted model, not a curated record. The transcript is spliced from 12 exons. Gene Ontology annotation, biological process: response to ATP; calcium ion transmembrane transport.